This is a messenger RNA of Punica granatum (pomegranate), 2895 nucleotides long. NCBI's taxonomy places the organism in Eukaryota, Viridiplantae, Streptophyta, Magnoliopsida, Myrtales, Lythraceae. The record is from RefSeq and is a predicted model, not a curated record.
UGAGCCCUUUGGUUAUUUUGUGUUUAGCUCAAGGUCCCCAUAGAGAGCAAAACUUUAUUGGGAAAAGCCGAGGCGUUUUGAAGCAGGAGGAGGUUCUGUCUGCCGCCACACCGACCUUCCCUUCGGACAGAUGCCCUCGUUCUCUCUCAGAUUCGCUUCUCCGUAGGCAAGAACAACACAGUUCGGGGCUGCUGAUUCACUCCCUUUCUCUGUGAGUGAGCUUUUCCCUUUCUGGGUUUUCGAGGUUUACGCAUUAUAGUUUUAAGGAUGUGCUUCUCUGUCUCUGUCCGGUUCGUCUGAUUUCUUGAAGGCGGUCUCUUGAUUGUUCCCGCCGUUGACUGGGCCUCGCGUCACUUUCCUUCGGCGAAACCUGAAUUAGAACAGAAGCUCUCCGUCUCUGCUGCGAUCUUCGUCUCCCCGCAGGUUCAUCUUUACACUGAACGAGAGCCGACAACUCGGCAGAGGAGGGAGGAAGCGGCGAGUACCAAUCCGUAAGAGCAGCAGAAGAUGGGGAAGCUGGGGAAGAAGGCGAGGAAGUUCGCCAAGAAGAACCUGCAGUCCGUGCUGAAAAGGAGGAGGAAGAUUAAGUCCAUGAUCAAAAGGAAAGCCUCCAAGAGAGAGGGGCGGGGUCAUCCUGAAGAUGAAGAAAGGGACACUAGAGAACAGCCAAAAGAAAGGAAUUUCGAGGAUCAAGACAUUUUAGACAUUCCGCUUGAGGAUGUAUUUGGCAGAGAUGGUAUCGAUGAGGAUGAAGAUGAUUCAGAUAGCGAUGGUUACCUCUCAGAGGAAAGCGACGGAUGUGCAGAAGGUGAUCAAAAUGGGACUUGUCUUGAAGAUAACAAGAGCAUGACAGCUUUGUCGGCACAGAGCAAUGAUAUUUAUUCUGAGCUCGCAAAGAAGAAGAGCAGGUUGGAGAAGUUAAAGAGGAAGGAUCCUGAAUUUUCUAAAUUCCUGGACAACUACGAGAAGAGCCUUGAUCAGUUCAGAGAUGACGAAGUCUACUCUGGUGAUGAUACGAGUAAUGAUGGUAUGGAAGAAGUUGAAGAGGACACCUCUAAACCAAGAAAGAUCAAAUUGUUGACGAUGCCAACAAUUGAUGCCUGGUGUCAACAAGUUAUUGAGAAGCAAAGUGUGCCUGCUCUAACUAGCCUAUUGAACGCUUAUCAGGCUGCAUCCCACUGCAGAACUGAGUCGUCUCAUUUUUCACGAGUGGCCUCCAUAUACGAAAUCCCAAAUGGUGAAUGUUUCGCUAGAAUAUUAUUCUUUAUGCUUCGUGAAGGCAAUAAGAUAUUCCGCGGGCUACUAGGAAUACCAUGUUCCAGUUGCAAGAAGGAGACCAUCUUGGAUCUGAGAAGCACCCAAAAGUGGAAAAAUCUAAAGCCCUUGAUCAAGUCUUUCCUGCGGAGCACUUUGUUUAUCCUUGGUGAAAUCACGGACUCAGGCAUAUUGGAUUUUGCCCUCAAACAACUCAGAGAUGCUAUAAUCUUUUUUGCUGCCUUCCCUUCUCUGCUGCAUCGACUGAUGAAGGUAUCAAUUCACUUGUGGGCCACAGGCAAAGGGUCUCUAUCCUCCCAGUCGUUUCUCAUUAUUCGUGUUGUUGCCUCUACUUUCGGCUCGGAUUGGUUCGACACCUGCCUAAUUAAAAUGUACAAGACCUUCAUUGCCCAUAGCAAGUUCAUAGAACCAGGAUUGCGUAAACACAUGGAGUACCUUAGAAACUCCAUUGUCGAGCUAUGCUCUCUAGAUGUCCACAAGUCAUCAGGCAAGGCGCUGGUCUCCAUCAAGCAUCUUGCUAAGAUACUGCAACUUGCUCUGAGAACAAAGAAGAAGGAAGCAUUGAAAAAAGUAUUCAGUUGGCAGUAUACGAACUGUGUUCACCUCUGGGUCACAUUUACUUCGGAAAAUAGCUCCGAUUAUGAUCUUCAGGCACUGCUGUUCAUUAUCGUUCAGAUUAUAAAUGGGAUGGCCGGUCUGUUUCUUGGACCAAGAUAUCUGCCUCUGAGAAUCAAGUGUAUUCAGUGGCUAAAUACUUUAUCCCAUUCUAGUGGGAUUUUUAUUCCUGUUGCAUCAUUUGCACUGGAUAUCUUGGAAUACAGGGUUGGGAAGGUGGGCGGAAAGCGUGCAAAGGACUUCAAAUUUUUGUCCUCUGUGAAGUUGCCAAAGUAUUGGCUAAAAUCUCAAGACUUCCAAGAACAGUGUGUCUUCUCUUCCAUUGAGUUGCUCUGCGUGCACUUUGAUCAAUGGUGCCACCACAUAUCCUUUCCCGAGCUUGCAACUGCCCCACUUAUCCGUUUGAGGAAGUUUUGCGGGACGACCACUGCAGAGACUUUUAAUCGCUCAGUGAAGCGUUUCAUUGAUCAGGUGGAGCAGAAUAUCGAUUUUGUGCGGAAGAAGAGAGACGAGGUGGCCUUCUCGCCCAAAGAUGAUCAAGCUGUCGAAACAUUUCUCCAGCUCGAGAGGUCGAAUGCGAACAUUUCAUAUAGGCAGUAUUACCGCAAUGUCAUACAAAAGGCUGUCUCGCAUGGUUUGCUCAUGAAUGAGAGGUCAAGUUCGAUGGAAAAGAAAAAACUGCCGAAAGAAAGGCGGCAGCUUCAGAAUCGCACCGACGUUGCGAUCAUGGAUGGCGAACUAGAAAAUGGGGAUGGCGGAAAGGUAGGGAAGAAAAGGAAGACAUGAAAGAGUAAGCCCUUUGCUGCAAUUGCUUCAAAAUUCAACAAAGAACUGGCAGAAAGAAUUAUAAGAGCACAGCAGUUUUGUUAGCGAAAGUGUAAAAUCUCUUUUUUCCUUUUCCUUUUUGGGAAAAUUUUGGCAACUAUUUUGAUUGAGAUCAGAAACAGGAGAUAUAAAUUGGGAAGCAUUAUUUUUGCUUUAUGAAGAAUCAGCUUCUUUCGAGUA